Molecule: messenger RNA, 1767 nt
Organism: Saccoglossus kowalevskii
Lineage: Eukaryota; Metazoa; Hemichordata; Enteropneusta; Harrimaniidae
Product: progressive ankylosis protein homolog B-like
Biological process (GO): phosphate ion transmembrane transport
Cellular component (GO): plasma membrane
Molecular function (GO): phosphate transmembrane transporter activity
Source: RefSeq, a predicted model, not a curated record
CUGCUGUUGCGCAAUCUCCCAGGCAGAGUUAUGCUUUCGGUUUUCUGGCCACAAAGAUCUAUCGGAAGGAGAAUGACUAUUGUGUGGUGACGAUCAGGCGUAUGCAUUGUGUUUAGACCUGGUUAAUGCGCAAAUAUAUUUGACAAGAUGCCGAAGUGCAACAUAAACUGCGAGUACUGGCCGCUGAUCCGGUUCAUGCUACCGCUGACUUGCACGUUUAUCGCUGUGAACGUUGCCGAACAGACGUUGAAUCGUGGACUCACGUCAUCUAAAGAUGCCACUUCUAUACUGGCCAUAUUUGGUAUCUCUUACACAUUGGUGAAAUUUGCGAAUGGCUCUUUGCUGGAGUUUAAACAUGUUGGUGUUGUACAGGUACACAGUCGUCGUGAUAUCGUCAAACCAAUCAUAUGCAUCUUUGGAAUCGGUACUUUUAUCAUAUUGAUAGCAUUGCUUAUAUCUUAUACAGAGCUAGGUUACUAUGCAGUUACUAAACUAUAUGGACUUGACGAUGAGAUUGGUAAUGCCGCCAGGAACUGUAUAUUUUAUCUGAGUAUAUAUCCACUUAUAGAUGGAAUUGCUCAGUUGUUUGCUGGUAUUCUACUACAACACAAGUACAGUACAUUGGUAGGAGGAGCUAGUAUUGUGGAUGUUGGCUUACAGAUUGGCACAACUAUUGGUCUACUACAUACAAGUUUAUCUGUUGUCUUCCCUGUGAUGAUUCCAACAAUAGCACUCUACUUAGCAACGUCUGUCAGACUUACCAUAUUACUUGCGGGAUUCUUCAAAUUUAUAUACCCAAAGCAACCGAUCACUGUCAGCACUUCAGAUGGAAUGAUGGGACUGACUGUGAGGAAAGUAUUAUGGUUCUGGUGGCCAUUAGCACUUGUACGUUGUAUUCAAAUACUUAGCAGGCCGAUCUGUAAUGUACUCGUAGCACGUGAUCUGGAUGAUCCUGAAGCCACUGUACAGGCAUUGGCUGUAUUAACAGUCACCUACCCAGUGGCUCAGGUAGUAUACCAAUGGUUGAAUGAACUUAAAACCCUAGCACCAACAUUUCUUAAGCGUCAGAAUGUUACAACUCGAAUCAAAAUCACACCAAGACAUAUCGCAAUCUUCAAUGUAACUUGCAUGUGCAUAUCUUUUUCUGGCAUGUUAAUAUUGUUUUGGAUCCCAGGUAUUGCCGAGUCGUUUCUAACCACCGUACUUCGAAUUGAUGAAGUGACUGCAGCAUUGUGUGUUGUGCCGCUAAAAAUAUUCUCUUUUAUGCCAUUUGCAGUUACAUUGAGAGCUCAUGUAACAUCAUGGCUGUUGCUAUGGCAACAAACAAAAAUGAUUGCUCCUAGUGCUGUGGUCAGAUUGGUGGUACUCGUUGUAUCACUUUUGACUUUUCCUAUGUUUGGACUUCACGGUGCCCAAUUGGGUAUUACCGCAUUGCUGUGUAGUUUCAGUUCUGAGGCAUUAACGGUUCUCGCUGGUACUAUCUGGAUCAGACAUAGACGGCGGAUACAUGAUCGGAGUGUGAUGGAGAUGUCAACUAGUGAAAUCACAUGCAGUGAUAAACUAAUGGUAGAAGCGGAGGAGAGGGAGACAGCACUCUAGAAAUAUCGAACGUAUUUUUAAAAAAAAAUAUUUUCAUAUUAUUGCAAGCAACAUUUUUUGUAUUAUAUGAUUUUUCCACUGAAGCAAAAUUAUAUUUUUGGCAUUCAUGCUCAAAUAAGUGUGGAAUGUUUCAUCUUGUUUAUGAAUAAAUAUCCAAUUUUUUUAAAA